Molecule: messenger RNA, 2782 nt
Organism: Lineus longissimus
Lineage: Eukaryota; Metazoa; Nemertea; Pilidiophora; Heteronemertea; Lineidae
Product: fizzy-related protein homolog
Exons: 13
Coding region: 177-1649 (490 amino acids)
Biological process (GO): anaphase-promoting complex-dependent catabolic process; positive regulation of anaphase-promoting complex-dependent catabolic process; positive regulation of ubiquitin protein ligase activity
Cellular component (GO): anaphase-promoting complex
Molecular function (GO): ubiquitin ligase activator activity; anaphase-promoting complex binding; protein binding
Source: RefSeq, a predicted model, not a curated record
GGGUAACUCGCUUGUGGACGUUGAGAUUUUUGAAAAUUUGUCUUCACAAAAAUCAAUUUUCAUCUAUAUUCUGGUACCAGUUCAUAAUCUCAUUAUUAUUGACAUUAAUCAUUGUCAAGUAUUUGUGAAGUCUUUUUGGGAUCCCAACAUUAACAAACAACAAGAAAAGCAUCAUCAUGGAUCCUGAUUUUGAGAGAAGACUUCUCCGGCAACAGAAUGGACAGACAUCACCCUAUGGAUCAGUGUCACCAUAUGGUUCACCGAUGCAGACAAGUCCAGCCUCAUCUCCAGGCAAGGACAAGUAUGGUGAUCGAUUCAUUCCUAGCAGAGCCGGUGCUAACUGGAAGAUACAUUUCAACCUACCGCAGGAUGGUUCAACGAGUCAGUCUCCAAGUCAGACAAGAAAAGCUAAAGAGCCCACUACUGAUAACACCAAGGAUGGCUUGGCUUACAACUGCUUGCUGAAGAAUGAACUACUUGGCGCUGGAAUUGAAGACAUCAAGGAUCAGCAACCCGACGAAAGGAGAAUUCUUGUUCCAAAAGAAAGUAAAAAUAUGUUUACAUACCGGGUACCGAGGAGAAGUUUAGAAAGUGGUGACACGUCUCCUUAUUCCUUAUCACCUGUCGGCAACAAGAGUCAGAAACUACUCCGCUCUCCGAGAAAGGCAAUUAGGAAAAUCUCUAAGAUUCCAUUCAAAGUUCUUGAUGCCCCCGAGUUACAAGAUGAUUUCUACCUUAACCUGGUGGACUGGUCAUCCACAAAUGUCCUCAGUGUUGGUUUAGGAACUUGUGUAUAUCUUUGGAGUGCUUGCACAAGUCAGGUUACCAGACUUUGCGACCUAUCUGUUGAUGGAGACUCGGUCACGUCCGUGUCAUGGGCUGAGCGGGGCCACUUGGUAGCUGUUGGAACACACAAGGGUGAUGUCCAGAUCUGGGACGUAGCAGCAGGCAAAAGAGUGUCCUUACUAGAGGGUCAUUCAGCAAGAGUUGGUGCUUUGGCAUGGAAUGCAGAUAUGUUGUCCUCUGGUAGCCGAGACCGCCUCAUAUUACAACGAGACAUAAGAACGCCAACCUCAGUGACAGAGCGGAGACUCACUGGACACAGACAAGAGGUGUGUGGUUUGAAAUGGUCACCCGAUCAUCAGCAUUUAGCGUCUGGUGGGAACGACAACAAACUCUUUGUUUGGAAUAUGACAAACCUUAGCCCGGUGCAGACGUACACAGAGCAUUUAGCUGCUGUCAAAGCGAUUGCCUGGUCACCACAUCAACAUGGACUUUUAGCAAGUGGUGGUGGCACGGCCGAUCGGUGUAUUAGGUUUUGGAAUACGCUCACUGGACAGCCGUUACAGUGUGUUGAUACCGGGUCUCAAGUGUGCAAUCUAGCCUGGUCAAAACAUGCCAAUGAAUUAGUUAGUACACAUGGUUAUUCACAAAAUCAGAUCCUGGUCUGGAAGUACCCAUCGCUAGCUCAAAUUGCUAAAUUAACAGGACAUUCCUACAGAGUGCUAUAUUUGGCUAUGUCCCCCGAUGGUGAAGCAAUAGUCACUGGUGCUGGAGAUGAAACUUUGAGAUUCUGGAACGUAUUCAGUAAAACACGAUCGACGAAGGAAUCAAAGUCUGUGCUAAAUCUCUUCACUCGGAUUCGGUGAACAAUUUCAGAUCUUCCCACGUAACGGGUUAAAGACUUUUAGUACGUUUCAUAUUUUAAGGAAACUAGUCAUGUUGGGAAUGUACACUAAGACUAAAGAGUUUUUAUGAAAAGGACAAUGGAACCUCUCUAUUAAGGACACUGAUUUUGUCCCAAACUGGUCAUUUUCAUUCAGUUUGACCUCCGUGAUCAGGACACCUCUCGUUAAUGGACAGCAAUUCCCAGUCCCAGGAGUGUGCGUUUUAUGACAAAAAUGACGAAAAAUGUCAAUUCUAUUUUGCAAGAUUUUUUAUCUACACUUUGUUUUAUUAUACCAAAUUACUCAUUUACUAAAAACCAAUCAUGUAAAAUUAAAUAAUAUCAAGGAUGUGUACACAUUUCUUCAUGAACCUCAUUGGACAAUUGGAGCCUCGUGUAUAUAUUUUUAUUGAGGAAAGUCAUACAAAUAAGGGCAAUACAUGUAUGUUAUGUCAUUUCUCCUAAUAGCCAAUGUCCUACAUAUAUAGCCAAUUCAAUUUGUUUCUGUUUGGGUGAGUUCUUUUAAGAUCAGUUCAAGCUGUGUUGAACAGUUUUGUGUCUAUUUUUAGUUUCCAGUGAAGACCAAUGCACUACCCAGAUAUGUUGUCAGAAAGGUGUGGGAAUAUUUUCAUUUGCUCGCAUGGUUAUAUUUUUAAUUCAAUGUGAAGUCAGUUUUUAUGUGAAUCAUGCAUAGAAUCUCAUGUUCAUGUAAUGUUUUAGAAGGAAGAGGAUGAUCAAAGGGUUUUUUCCAAGGCUUGGGUAGAUGAGAUGGGCAUUUUUUUUUGGGGGGGGGGGGGGUUAACUACAUGUACAGGGAUAAGAUCAACGGGUGAUCAGAUGUAUAGUAAUUUUCAAAUGUAAAGACAUUUUUAUUUUAGUGGUGCACACUGCAGUAAGAUUGCCAGUGUGGGUGUGAGUGAGAAUAUUUAUUUGUGCGUGUGAGAUUCAUUUUGUGUUGUGGUAAAAUCAUGUCGGAAAUGACUGUAUUCUGUAAUUUUUUUAAGUUCUUGUAAAGAAAGGUAUAUCAUGCUCUAUUUGAGCAUCUUAUAUAGAAAAUCUAGUUAUGUACAUGUACAUUUAGUUUAUCAUCGAGAAAUAAAGAGGUCAUGUAAUUAA